AAUGCAUUUUUGGAAAUGAGAGAUUUAUAAAUGAUGUAUGUGGGAGUAGAAAGCCUGACGUAUGUUUCUGGCAAGCGGAAGACGACAGAGUAUAUGUACGCGAUAAUCCAACUGGUGUGUUUAAGCUUAUGUGUAAAUGGGAUGGGAUAUUAACAAACUUUGACGAAUACAUUUUUUUAUCUUAAUUUGUUAUCAACUUUUUUUGUCGAUUAUGUUUAAGAUUAUAACAAAGUUAAGUACUUUUACUAGUUAAGUAUAUAUAUAUAGGCUGAUAAUCCUGUACAUGUAACUGAAACUCAACUCAGUUUCACAGAAAAUAUCUGUGUUAAAACAAAUCUUUAUAUUUCCUCCCUAAAUAGAAGAACAAAACAAUAACCAUUAUCUUACCUAACUAACAAGCAUACCAAAAUAGAUAUCUUCCGGUGGCAGUUCACUCAAAUCAUUUCUUAGAAAACUUACUAAAUAUAACAAAACAUUUUGCAUGCGUAUAAAUAAACUCAUCUCUUUCUUGAAAACUAAUCUAUCAUCUGGUGUUCAAUCACAAACACACUAACGCAUAUAACACACGAUAUAUAUAUUUUACACACGAUGCCAAUAAAUCUCAAUAUUACCGUCGGGACGAUCUUCCUCCUCCUCGCCGCCUCAUGCCAAAGCGCGGCAGCGUUGAUGCCUUCUCUCAGUGAACCCUGCAUGGUGACAGAUUUUCCGGCAUUAUGCAGAGGCACCAUUAAUGGUCAAACGAAUGUGAACGCAGCCACGGAUGUGGCAAUAAGAGAGCUAAUGAAGCGGACGAGGCAUGCCAGAGAUAUCGCCAAGAAAGAGCUGCAAGUGCUUGACGGAGGAGUCGCGACUUGUUUGUCCAACUUCAAUAGCGCGUUUGAUAAUUUGGACAAGGCACUUAAGAACGUUAAGGAAAAUGAUGGUUUUAGCCUCAACAUUAACCUUAGCGCUGCGUUAACUGACUACGAUACUUGCAGCGAGGCAAUGAAGGGAAGUAAGGAGAUUAACGUCGUUUAUAAAUCAGCUGGCGUUUUGUACAAAAUGGCUGAUAAUUGCUUGGCGCUUUCUACCCUUGUUAAGCUUUAAUUUAUAAA
Messenger RNA from Brassica napus (rape), 1094 nucleotides. RefSeq names its product pectinesterase inhibitor 12. The transcript has a single exon. The record is from RefSeq and is a predicted model, not a curated record. NCBI's taxonomy places the organism in Eukaryota, Viridiplantae, Streptophyta, Magnoliopsida, Brassicales, Brassicaceae. Bases 589 to 1086 code for a protein of 165 amino acids. Gene Ontology annotation, molecular function: enzyme inhibitor activity.